AACCGAGCUGCAGUGCUCAGGGGAUCCCCGUAGAUUUCCAGCAGGCUCAGACACAGGGUCCCCCACACGAAGAAAACAGGUCAAAAAAAGCCAGGACACGUGUGCUGUGGAGGGUCGAGGUCUCGCCUGGGUCUUGGGUGUGGGUAGACGCAGCCGCUCGCAGUUUUCCUUUCCAGCAUCUCUGGGGAGCCUGGAGAUGUGCUUGGUGCCGAGGUGACACGGAGAGUGAUUGCGCCGCCCUACAGAGGCAGUGGCGGGACGCUGCGCUGGGGCUGGGAAGGGCCGGGCCAGGGCUACCCCUCCGCAGGCCCCGGGAGAGCAGGUGUGCGCUUCGCCUCCCGCCGGGCAGCAGUUCAGGAGAAAAAUGUGCGGCUUUUAUCUAAACAAAAUAUUUCUUUUGUAAAGGGCUUUCUCCACAAAGACUCUGUAGCCACGUCAGGCUUUGACCUCCCAGUCCCCCAGAUUCAGCCUUGGGACUCAGCGGCUGCUGUUAUUUUUAGUGGAAGUAUAAAAAGAAUCUCAAAAAGUUUUAGCUCUGGAGAAAGCGUGAAUGCAGCUGGCGCAUUCACACAGGCCACUUGAGCCGCCCGUAAGGAACUCCAGGAGAUCAGAAAGCAAUACAAAAGCCAGAGCGUUGCAUGUGAGGACGGGUUGGCGGGUGGCCUUUGGGUCCCUGCCUUAUGGGUGAUUUUCGUAAAUGGCGCAUUAGAGAUGAGUAUCGCCUAGAUCACAUUUUUAGGUUGAAUUCCCCCAUGGAGGGAACUUUAGCAAUACACUUCCAAAUAAGAAUGUACAUUUCAACAAUUGUAGUAAAGUGUUUGCCAGCCUCAUCUCAGAAAAAGGCAUUUAUUAUCUUCCUAAUGUGUGUCUGGCACGGGGCAGACACUGUAGAAUACUAUCUUGAUUACAGCCUCAAGGAUUUUGUAGCUAAAGUCCUUUACAAAUAAAAGUAUUCAAGUAUAAUCUAUUAUAAAGACUCUUUCCCCCACUUUGGGGAUAUACGGUGUGAUCGAUUCGUUGAUCAUACCAAAACUGUUACUUCUGUUUUGGAGGAAUUAACACAGAAAUCCCAGGCUUAGUAAAUCAACACUGAAGUUCAGAAGUUCAGAGUAGUUUGUCUUGGGAACAAAGUCCUCCCUAGAACGAAGAGGCAUUUAGAGGAAUUCCUGGUGUUAAUGGGAUUAUUCAAGAUAUACCUGAGACCAGAUAAAUAUUUGAUGAUUUUGCAAAGCACUAGGGUUUCUUUGCAGUUCUUCUUGGGCUGACGUUUUCCCCCAUGGGGUCUGGACUUUGUGACUUCAUCAGAUUUUGCAAAUGAAGGAAGGCUGGGGUUUCCCAAGAGUGCGCUUGUGCAGGAAACAACAGACUAGUGAGGUUUACAAGAGGUGUGCGUGUGUGUGUGUGCGCGCGCGCGCGCACGCCUGCCUGUGGGAUGGGGGUGGCACGGAGAGAGAUGUGGGUUGCAAAGCUGCCAUCUAGAGGCCAGAGGCGCCUUCCUGCAGUGUAUAUAACGCAAGUCUGCAGCCCGCAGAACUCACAGUCUUUGCAAACUGCUCAGCGCUAAGGGAGCCAGCGCACAGCGCAGGCAGGAAGGCAAGCGAGCCCAGCCAGCCCAGCCAGCCCCGAGGUCGUUCGAUUGCUCCCUCAGCACGAUGGAUCUGCAUGUCUUCGACUACUCGGAGCCGGGGAACUUCUCGGACAUCAGCUGGCCGUGCAACAGCAGCGACUGCAUCGUGGUGGACACGGUGAUGUGCCCCAACAUGCCCAACAAAAGCGUCCUUCUCUACACACUCUCCUUCAUCUACAUCUUCAUCUUCGUCAUCGGCAUGAUUGCCAACUCCGUGGUGGUCUGGGUGAACAUCCAGGCCAAGACCACAGGCUACGACACACAUUGCUACAUCUUGAACCUGGCCAUCGCCGACCUGUGGGUUGUCCUCACCAUCCCGGUCUGGGUGGUCAGCCUCGUGCAGCACAACCAGUGGCCCAUGGGCGAGCUCACGUGCAAGGUCACGCACCUCAUCUUCUCCAUCAACCUCUUUGGCAGCAUCUUCUUCCUCACGUGCAUGAGCGUGGACCGCUACCUCUCCAUCACCUACUUCACCAACACCUCCAGCAGUAGGAAGAAGAUGGUGCGCCGGGUCGUGUGUGUCCUGGUGUGGCUGCUGGCCUUCUGCGUGUCCCUGCCCGACACCUACUACCUGAAGACCAUCACGUCUGCGUCCAACAAUGAGACCUAUUGCCGGUCCUUCUACCCCGAGCACAGCAUCAAGGAGUGGCUGAUCGGCAUGGAGCUGGUCUCCGUCGUCUUGGGCUUCGCAGUUCCCUUCUCCAUCAUCGCUGUCUUCUACUUCCUGCUGGCCAGAGCCAUCUCGGCGUCCGGCGACCAGGAGAAGCACAGUAGCCGGAAGAUCAUCUUCUCCUACGUGGUGGUCUUCCUCGUCUGCUGGCUGCCCUACCACGUCGCGGUGCUGCUGGACAUCUUCUCCAUCCUGCACUACAUCCCCUUCACCUGCCGGCUGGAGUACGCCCUCUUCACGGCCCUGCACGUCACGCAGUGCCUGUCCCUGGUGCACUGCUGCGUCAACCCUGUCCUCUACAGCUUCAUCAAUCGUAACUACAGGUACGAGCUGAUGAAGGCCUUCAUCUUCAAGUACUCAGCCAAAACGGGGCUCACCAAGCUCAUCGAUGCCUCCAGAGUCUCCGAAACAGAGUACUCUGCCUUGGAGCAGAGCACCAAGUGAGCCGCCCUGCAGAGGUGCUGGGACUGGUGUGCUUGCUUUUGAACAGGCCCUGUGGUUUUCUAGAGCAAAGCAAAGUAGCUUCGGGUCUUGAUGCGUGAGUGGCGUGCAGAGGCAGGCACGCAUCCCCGUGCAUCCGUUCUCUCUUUCUUUUGUCAUCGGGGCUGUUGUUUGGCUGUGCGUGCCGACGGUUUGCAACAGGCAGAGCUGCGUCGUGGGCAGUGCUGUGCAUGGGAGCCAGCUGAGAACAGGCUUGCCUGGACUUCUGUAAGAUAGGACUUUCUGUGUUUCCUGCAUCGUUUUUAUAUGCUGAUGUGUAUUUAAAUGGUAAAACUUUAUUUUCUCACUCUUGGUGUACCUUAUAAAUGUAUUUGAAAGUUAAAUAUAUUUUAAAUAUUGUUUGGGAGGCGUAGCGCUGACGUAUAUUUGGAUUGUUGUAGUUUAAGGUUAGUUUGACUUCAGUUUGGACUAAGGAUGACACUAAUUGUUAGCUGUUUUGAAAUUUUAUAUAUAUAAGUAUAUAUAAAUAUAUAAAUAUAUGCCAGUCUUGGCUGAAAUGUUUUAUUUACCAUAGUUUUAUAUGUGUGUGGUGUUUUGUACCGGCACGGGAUGUGGAAAGAAAACUGCUCUGUUGUGCAGUUUGUGACAUUAAUAGUAUUGUAAAGUUACAGUUUAGAAAAAACACAGAAAACUGUCCUGGGCUGCAAAUCGGUGCACACAAUGAACAAUCGCAUUUCAAAAAUUUCAAUUUGUAAGUUAUUUUUUUAAAUAAAGAUUUUUUGUUUCCUAAAAAUGCA
This is a messenger RNA of Sapajus apella (tufted capuchin), 3535 nucleotides long. It is a transcript of the gene ACKR3, whose product is annotated as atypical chemokine receptor 3. The transcript has 2 exons. The record is from RefSeq and is a predicted model, not a curated record. Gene Ontology annotation, molecular function: coreceptor activity; G protein-coupled receptor activity; chemokine binding. Gene Ontology annotation, biological process: chemotaxis; G protein-coupled receptor signaling pathway; vasculogenesis. Gene Ontology annotation, cellular component: membrane. The coding region runs from base 1653 to 2741 and encodes 362 amino acids. NCBI's taxonomy places the organism in Eukaryota, Metazoa, Chordata, Mammalia, Primates, Cebidae.